This is a messenger RNA of Oncorhynchus tshawytscha (Chinook salmon), 1737 nucleotides long. Its product is annotated as protocadherin alpha-3-like. Gene Ontology annotation, biological process: homophilic cell-cell adhesion. Gene Ontology annotation, molecular function: calcium ion binding. NCBI's taxonomy places the organism in Eukaryota, Metazoa, Chordata, Actinopteri, Salmoniformes, Salmonidae. Gene Ontology annotation, cellular component: plasma membrane. Bases 1 to 1737 code for a protein of 578 amino acids. The transcript has a single exon. The record is from RefSeq and is a predicted model, not a curated record.
AUGGCUGUUAUAGUUAAUGUGUUAGACAUAAACGACAACUCACCUGUUUUCAGUAAAUCGCUGUACAAAGCCAGUGUUUAUGAAAACGUACCGAUUGGAAACUCAAUAAUAACACUAAAUGCUACUGAUUUAGAUGCAGGACCAAAUGGUGAAGUGUUUUUUUCAUUUAGCGAGUUUGGAAAAGGCAACUUUGCUGAUAUUUUUGUAGUAGACACAAAAACUGGGACUGUUACAAACAAAAGAAAAAUAGAUUUUGAAGAAAAUAAAGGUUUUGAAAUCCGUCUUCAAGCAAAUGAUGGGGCCAACCCUCCGAUGACAUCUCACUCCAAAUUGUUGAUUGAAGUACUAGACAUAAACGAUAAUGCCCCUGAGAUAUCAGUAACGUCACUCUUAGACACAGUAAAAGAGGACGCUAAGGUGGGCACUGCAAUUGCUCUCGUGUCAGUCCUCGACAAAGACGGUGGCAAAAAUGGGUUGGUACAUUGUGAGGUUAAGAAUAAAGUCCCCUUUAAAUUGGAGACAAACUAUAAAAACUAUUUUUCAUUAGUAGUAAAUGGUCCUCUAGACAGAGAGAGCGCGUCUCAUUACAAUGUUACCAUCGCAGCUACGGAUGAAGGGACCCCGCCUCUCUCCAGCACCAGCGUUAUUACUGUACACGUUGCUGAUGUGAAUGACAAUGCUCCUCGCUUCUCAGAACCAGUGAUUAACGUUUAUGUUAAAGAGAACAGUCCGAUAGGAGAUGUCAUUAAAACCGUGUCUGCAGUUGAUGCUGACGUCAAUGAAAAUAGUCAUGUGACCUACUCAUUCUUAGAGAGUAAAAACAACUCAGUACCGCUGUCUACAAUGGUCAAUAUAAACUCAGUCACUGGAGAUAUAGUCAGCCUGCAGUCUUUUAACUACGAGGAGAUAAAAACUUUCCAGUUUAAAGUUCAGGCCACAGACUCUGGUGUUCCUCCUCUCAGUAGCAACGUGACUGUGAACGUUUUUAUUCUGGAUGAGAAUGACAACAGUCCUGGGAUUCUCGCGCCCUAUUCUGAUCACGGCUCCGUUAACUCUGAGAACAUUCCCUAUUCUGCUGAAGCGGGCUACUUUGUGGCCAAGAUCAGGGCUGUAGACUCCGACUCUGGUUACAAUGCGCUGCUUUCUUAUCACAUCUCUGAGCCCAAGGGAACCAACCUCUUCCGAAUCGGAACCAGCACCGGGGAACUAAGGACUAAGAGGCGAAUGAGUGACAAUGACCUGAAAGCUCACCCGUUGGUCGUGGUGGUGUCUGAUAACGGAGAACCCUCACUGUCAGCGACUGUGUCUAUUGAUGUAGUGGUGGUUGAAAGUACAGGUGAAACCCAGACUCAAUACAGAAACGUACCAAGAAAGGACGAGAGCUUCUCUGAUUUAAACUUGUAUUUGCUGAUCGCCACUGCCUCGGUGUCAGUAAUAUUUUUCCUGAGCCUGAUCAGUUUAAUAGCUGUAAAAUGCUUCAGGACAGACGACAGUUUCAAAAGGUACAGCGCACCAAUGAUCACCACACACCCUGACGGGAGCUGGUCUUACUCCAAAUCUACUCAGCAGUAUGACGUGUGUUUCAGCUCAGACACACUGAAGAGUGACGUAGUAGUUUUCCCCGCGCCGUAUCCACCUGCAGAUGCAGAACUGAUCAGUAUUAAUGGAAAUGACACGUUUAACAGGACUCAAACGUUACCCAGCAAAGACAAGGUAAGACAUCAUGUUUUCAAUUAG